This is a messenger RNA of Varanus komodoensis (Komodo dragon), 534 nucleotides long. RefSeq names its product probable transmembrane reductase CYB561D1. NCBI's taxonomy places the organism in Eukaryota, Metazoa, Chordata, Lepidosauria, Squamata, Varanidae. The record is from RefSeq and is a predicted model, not a curated record. The transcript has 2 exons. Gene Ontology annotation, molecular function: transmembrane monodehydroascorbate reductase activity. Bases 19 to 534 code for a protein of 171 amino acids.
UCCUGGCACCCUGUGUUCAUGUCAAUAGCAUUCUGCUUCUGCCUGAUGGAAGGCAUCCUGAUCUUCUCACCAGAGGGAUCCCUCUUCUGCUCCUGCUCCCACAGAGUGAAGGUGCAACUGCACUGGACCGUACAGACACUGGUGCUUGUGGCGGCAACCCUGGGCUUGGUCUUCAUUGCCUCUAGCAAGAACCGGAGCGAGCUCCCACACUUCACCUCCUGGCACAGUGUUCUGGGUCUUCUGACACUGUUGGCAACUGGUGGGCAGGCCUUGUGUGGCCUUUGCUUGCACUUCUCAGAGCGACUGGGGAUUUGGCCUGUGGCUCAGCUCCAACCGUGCCACACUGUGUCUGGACUGAUUGUUUAUCUGUUAGCCACUUUCACUGUGGUACUGGGCCUUUGUUCCGACUGGUUUCAAGCCCAGAUUAAAGGCUUUGCCUGGUAUUUCUGCCUGAGUUUGCCUUUCUGCCCAGCCCUGGUUAUUGUGAACCAGAUUACUAGAACUCGUUUGCCCAAGAGGAGACAGCAUGUUUGA